This is a messenger RNA of Ilyonectria robusta, 768 nucleotides long. RefSeq lists its product as uncharacterized. The record is from RefSeq and is a predicted model, not a curated record. Gene Ontology annotation, molecular function: FMN adenylyltransferase activity. The annotation marks the transcript as partial. Gene Ontology annotation, biological process: FAD biosynthetic process. The transcript has 3 exons. NCBI's taxonomy places the organism in Eukaryota, Fungi, Ascomycota, Sordariomycetes, Hypocreales, Nectriaceae.
CGCACCCUCCCGGACAUAUGCCAUACGCUGCAGCAAAAGGUGCUCGCUUUCCUCGACGAGCAGCUCGAGGAUCCCACGCUGCGAAAGGUCCAGGAGCAGGUCCGCAUCUCCAACGGCGUCAUUGAGGAUGCGUUGCGCCGAUAUGGCGCCGAACACCUCUCCAUCUCGUAUAACGGCGGCAAGGACUGCCUCGUCCUCUUGAUCCUCCUCCUCGCCUGUCUCCCCGCCGUCCACCCGUCCUCAUCCGCCUCCAGCGCCAACUCCGACUCGGGCUCUUCCCAGCCGAAACCAGAGCCCACGCCCAUCAAGGCGCUCUACAUCGUCUCCUCCAAGCCCUUCCAGGAGGUCGAGGACUUCGUCGCCUCCACCUCCAAGGAGUACCACCUCGACCUCGACCGCUACACCACCAAGAUGCGACCCGCCCUCGAGGAGUACCUUGCGAAACGGCCCGAGCUCAAGGCCAUCUUCAUGGGCACGCGCCGCACCGAUCCGCACGCUGAACAGCUGACGCACUUUGACGUUACCGACAAGGACUGGCCUCAGUUCAUGCGUGUGCACCCCGUCAUCGACUGGCACUACGUCGAGAUUUGGGCCUUCAUCCGCCAUCUCGAAAUUCCAUUUUGCGAACUGUACAACCAAGGCUUCACCUCCCUUGGCGGUGUGACGGAUACACGGCCCAAUCCGGCCCUGGCGGUUGGCAACGAUUCCACCAAGUUCCGACCCGCGUACGAGCUCCGGGACGAUUACGAGGAGCGCCUUGGUCGAGAC